Messenger RNA from Asterias rubens (European starfish), 2672 nucleotides. RefSeq names its product E3 ubiquitin-protein ligase TRIM33-like. The coding region runs from base 403 to 2295 and encodes 630 amino acids. Lineage: Eukaryota; Metazoa; Echinodermata; Asteroidea; Forcipulatida; Asteriidae. Gene Ontology annotation, cellular component: chromatin; nucleoplasm. Gene Ontology annotation, biological process: positive regulation of DNA-templated transcription. Gene Ontology annotation, molecular function: ubiquitin-protein transferase activity; zinc ion binding. The transcript has 4 exons. The record is from RefSeq and is a predicted model, not a curated record.
ACACCAUGUACACUGCCAAGUUCAUUGUUAAAACAGCCCAGACAUCAAACAGACGUGCAUUAUCGCUAGCUCCAUGACCUUUGACACUGAAGUUCAUUGUCAACAUACAGUAUUGCAGUACGUUGUACGUUUUACAUUGAUCCAGCAACUGUGGACACACCCUGCACAGUACAUAGUACAAACUUGCUACGUAGGUGUUUUUGUGACUGUAUUUGUUGCGACUGAAUCCUGCAUUCUACCAGGAAAUAAGAGACUGUUGUAAACUCAGUGAACAUCCUGACAGGAUUGCAGACGUAUCUUGGACAUCUUUUCCAACAGUACUUGGUGCUUAGGAAGAGGUGAGCCAAGUGAAGCAGACGGUGAAGGAAGACAAGGUCAAGGCUUUCAUUGAGAAAGAUCAAAAUGGCAUAUUCUAAACCAUCACAAGGUUCAGCUCUAGAGAAAAUCAGAAAGGAUUAUCUGGAGUGCAGUAUUUGUCACGAGGAGUACACGGAACCCAAACUACUAGACUGUCUUCACAGCUUCUGUAAACACUGUUUACUUGAAUAUCACACUACCAACUACAAAGAUGCAAAGAUGCUUAUUUGUCCUUUGUGUCGAAAGGAGACACAACUUCCUGAGACGGGUGUUGAAGAUUUCAAGAGUAACUUCAUUUUAACUGGUCUUGCAGGUCAACUGGAGCAGGUCAGCUUAUCUGCAAACAGCAAGUUGGUCUGUAAAUUAUGCAAGGAGAAAAAUGAAGCAACGUAUUUCUGUUGUGACUGCCUCAUGAUCAUCUGUGCAAACUGCAAUGAAAUACACAAUCAAAUUCCAGCAUCGGCAAGCCAUAUAGUAGCGACUUUGAAAGAUAUUAGUGAUGGAAAGAUUGCAAUGAAAAAGACAAAACCAAAACGCCAUCCAGAAUGCCAAACUCAUGAAGGUGAAGUGAUGUGGUUUUAUUGCAAAACAUGUAGUAUGAUGAUUUGCCAAGCUUGUACUGUCAUAGAUCACUGUAAACCACAACAUGAGUAUAUUGACUGCAACCAAGCCUCAUCCACAUACAAACAGUCUUUGGCUCAACUCUUUACUCCCCUUGAAGAAACCAUGAAGAAGCUUGAUCAAUCUCAAGCAACUGCCUCAACAAUGAAAGACAACCUCAACAUUGCAGCUAAGAGAACCAUGGCAGAGGUGAAGAACAGAGCGGAUGAGAUCAGGGCUGAGGUAACAGCUCAAGAGAGUCGCAUCAUGGAUGAAAUAAAAACUAUCCUUAAAGAUCGGAACAAGAAAUUGGAGGAAUUUGAGCAAACAGUGCGUCUAAACUCACAGCAAAUAAAUCAUUCACUGCAAACUGCCAAAGACAUCAGCAAGAAUUCAUCAGUGCCUGACUUCCUUGCAAGCUAUCCAAGAAUCAGUAAGGACUUGAAAUUACUUGGAGAUCAAAAUCAACCUAAGAUAGAUUUGACCCUGGACGAUCUGGGAUUCACCCCAGGAGUUUGUGACAUCUCCCUGGGUAACCUGAGUAUGAAGGAGCCAAAGUGGGAGCUUAGUUUGGAGUAUGGUGAAGGAAUCAAUGGGGCUUAUGACAUUGAUGCCUCUGUACCUGGGGAUGAGAUGGCAGUGGCAGACAACUGGAAAAACAGAGUGGUAAUCUACGACAGUAAGGGACAACAGAAGAAAACUUUCCCACUAUCAAGCAGCCCUCAGGCUGUUGCUGCACUCAAGAAUCAGUUAGUGAUUGUAGGAUAUGGGACCAACUCUGUCAAGAUGUACAAUAGGAAUGGCAACCAGAUGUUUGAAUUCCACACAGUGCCUCAUAGUGAAGUGGGCAAGUCAUCAGUAGACCUCCACAGUGUAGCAAUCAUGAAGGAUACAUCAAUCAUUGUGGGGGAUAUAGAGAGGUCUGUUAUAACUAAACACAGAUCCAGUGAUGGUUCACUCCUUGACACUGUUUCAGUUCAGACUAGACCUUGCUACUUGGCCAUUGACAGCAAGGACAGAGUUGUAGUCAGUGGUGGGGGGAAACAAGUAGACAUUGUAGAAGUCACUGGUACUUUAUUAUUCAGCAUCAAUCCAAAGAUUGAUAGUCAACAUGUUGAAUACUGCAAAGGUGUAUGCUGUGACAGCUCAGCUAUCUACAUUGCAGUGCGCAAUAGGCGUUGCAACACUGGUCAUAUUCAUCAGUAUGACACUCAGGGUAGAUUUAUCAGCUGUAUUGCUCAGGGUCCGUACCACCCAUGUGGAAUCUCAUUGACAUCAGAUGGUCAGCAGCUUGCAGUGGCAGACAAGGAAUCAGUGAAGAUUUAUAACAAGGUGUAAUGUCAUCUAAUAAAGAUGAUACUGGUCAAAUACUGUCUCAUGGAUUAAACUGACCAUCACAAUAUGUCAAUCAAAUUAAAUCACAAAAUUAUGCAAACUGAUUUUUCACUAAAAAAAGUGCUAAUAACCACUCAAUUUCAAUUCUCAAUAUUAUGACAUUGAGUGGAUCGACUCUGUAAUACUUGGUUCCAAAUCAACUCUGUAAUUUUUUAUUUGUUUUGCAUUUUGCAGUAAAAUGUUGUUUUGAGAAAAAAUAUCUUGAGGACAGGCUUGUCUAUUUUAAAAGCAGUGAACACUAUCGUUAAUUACUCAAAAUAAUUAUUAGCAUAAAACCUUUCUUGACGACGAGUAAUGGGGAGAGGUUGAUGGUAUGAAAC